Mercurialis annua (annual mercury) is the source of this 1818-nucleotide messenger RNA. Its product is annotated as rho GTPase-activating protein 5. The record is from RefSeq and is a predicted model, not a curated record. Gene Ontology annotation, biological process: signal transduction. The coding region runs from base 158 to 1630 and encodes 490 amino acids. Gene Ontology annotation, molecular function: GTPase activator activity. NCBI's taxonomy places the organism in Eukaryota, Viridiplantae, Streptophyta, Magnoliopsida, Malpighiales, Euphorbiaceae. The transcript has 5 exons.
UAUCAUAUCAUUAAAUUACUCUCCCAACUAAUCUCCCCUUUAAUCCAUUUGUACCCCAUUAUCCCCUCCAUUUAUUUCCCACCAAAUCACUACCUCUCUCUCUCAUUUCAAGAAGAAGAAUUAUUAAUUCUUGAAUCCAUCUCCACCGUUGCCAGCCAUGGCCGAGGUUCUUCAUUCUCCGAGCACCACUCAUUCGUCUUCCAAUUCUUCCUUAUCCUGCGUGGCCCCUUCAUCUUCUAGGCAAGAAAGCAAUGUGGGGCUUCAUCAGGACGACGAGGAAGAUUGUGGGUUUUUGGUGGGUGACCCAGAUGAGGCGGAUACCGUCAAAGAAAGUGAAAAUAAACGAAGGGAACAGCUCUCUUUGUUGGCUCUUCUUGUUACUAUUUUUAGAAAAUCUUUGGCUGCUUGUAAGACUGACCGAAGGCAGCUCUGUGCUAUGGAGAUCGGUUGGCCGACAAAUGUCCGCCACGUUGCUCAUGUUACCUUCGAUAGAUUUAAUGGUUUCUUGGGUUUGCCGGUGGAGUUUGAGCCUGAAGUCCCUAGGCGGCCUCCUAGUGCUAGUACAACAGUCUUUGGAGUAUCAACAGACUCCAUGCAGUUGUCAUAUGACUCCAGAGGGAACAGUGUGCCAACGAUACUGAUGCUAAUGCAAAGACAUCUGUAUUCACAGGGAGGCUUGCAGGCUGAAGGGAUUUUCAGAAUCAAUGCAGAAAAUAGCCAGGAAGAGUACGUUAGGGAUCAAUUAAAUAGAGGAGUGGUCCCAGAUGGCGUUGAUAUACAUUGCUUGGCAGGACUUAUUAAGGCUUGGUUUAGAGAGCUCCCCACCGGGGUUCUGGAUUCUCUAUCUUCCGAGCAAGUAAUGCACUGCCAAACGGAAGAUGAUUGUGCUGAGCUUGCGAGACACCUGCCUAAUACAGAAGCUGCUUUACUGGAUUGGGCCAUCAACCUUAUGGCUGAUGUCGUACAGCUAGAACAUGUGAACAAAAUGAAUGCACGCAACAUAGCCAUGGUUUUUGCGCCAAACAUGACUCAGAUGGCAGAUCCUCUGACUGCACUAAUGUAUGCAGUUCAAGUGAUGAACUUUCUUAAGAUGCUUAUUUUGAGGACACUGCGAGAGAGAGAAGAUACUGUAUUAGAUCCAGCUCCUACUUCACGUCUUGAGCCAUUUGAUGAGAAUGAUCAUCAGAGCACUUCACUGUCCUGUGUGGAUGACACUAAAAAUGACAAUGAAAAAGCAGAGCAAGCCUUCAUUGCUGAAGAACCGGUUGUAGAAACUUCCUGCUCUAGCAUCAAAGUUGAUGGAGAAGAUGGGAGUUCUCCAAUUUUUGAUGAUGAGUUCAUUGCCAAAGGAUAUGAGCCCUGUGAAGCUGCUGAUCAAGUUGAUACAUCUACCAGUGAAAUAUAUGCUGACAAUGUCGAUGAUCUAAAGAAGGGUGUGCAUGCAAGUCCGAGAAAAAGCUGUGUUGAUCAAUCAAGUUGUUCAAAUAUCCGAAAGAGUCCUGACAAGAUAAGUAAGCAGCAUUCACCAGUUCGGCUAGUAACACCUGUUGAGUCUGUUGAGAAGACUCGGGCAAUUAGCAACUUGAGCCGUAUAGAUGCAAGGACAGAACUUAUUGAAGCAUGGCGAUGAGAGGCGGGUGGACAGUCGUUGAAUGAUUCCGUAAGAAGGUGACCAUAUAUAUUCGAUUUGGAUAUUGUGGGAGCAUGUCUGUGAAUGUUCAUGUGUUUUCGAAUUCUGUGUAUGAAACUAACAUCAUUACUUGAAAACUGCAGCUAGUUUCAUUAACAAUGUCAAUGAAAUCAAUUGUUCUUCAACAA